CAGAAGCAGAAGGAGGAAGAGGAAAGGGAGGAGGAGGAAAAGAAAAAGUCAAAGGGGAGGAAGAAGGAGGAAGAAGAAGUACAGGAGGAGAUAGAAGAACAGAAGGAGGAGGAACAACAGAAGAAAGAUAAACAGGAGAAGUAUGGGGAAGAACAGGCAGAGGAUCAUGAGGGGGAGAAAGAUGAGGAAGAAGAGGGAAAAGAGGAUGAAGAACAGAAGGAACAGGAGGAAUAAGAACAGGAAGAGGAGCAGGAGGAACAGGAAGAGCAGGAAGAGGGGGAGUAAAAACAGGAAGAGGAAAAACAGGAGGAGGAGGGGGAGAAAAACCAGGAGUAG
Messenger RNA from Fulmarus glacialis (Northern fulmar), 336 nucleotides. Its product is annotated as glutamic acid-rich protein-like. The record is from RefSeq and is a predicted model, not a curated record. The annotation marks the transcript as partial. The transcript has 3 exons. NCBI's taxonomy places the organism in Eukaryota, Metazoa, Chordata, Aves, Procellariiformes, Procellariidae.